Messenger RNA from Pyricularia grisea, 2970 nucleotides. RefSeq lists its product as uncharacterized. The transcript has 4 exons. NCBI's taxonomy places the organism in Eukaryota, Fungi, Ascomycota, Sordariomycetes, Magnaporthales, Pyriculariaceae. Gene Ontology annotation, molecular function: ATP binding; ATP hydrolysis activity; DNA replication origin binding. Gene Ontology annotation, biological process: DNA replication initiation; DNA replication. The record is from RefSeq and is a predicted model, not a curated record. The coding region runs from base 1 to 2520 and encodes 839 amino acids. Gene Ontology annotation, cellular component: nucleus; nuclear origin of replication recognition complex.
AUGGCCUCCAACGCAACGCCCAAACGGGCAAAGCGGGCACGCCAGGAGCCUGAGAACAACGAAUCGCCCCUGGCAACAUCCAUCAAGCGACGACGCCUGAAUGUCGCUGCUCCACCGUCGCCCUCAACGCCCAACGCGUUGGAUGCCGUCAGCUCCGCGAUUUCGGGAGCUCUAGGCAAAGCUCACCGCUCGUCCGCGCGUCGGGUUGUCAACGCUCUGGGCGCAGGUCUGAAGAAGCCGGCGAUAGCUGCCGCAGGAUCUGUAGAAGUUCCCGACUCGGAGGACGACGAUCAGCCGGGGACUCCGUCUGGCAGGAAGAAGGUCGCCGGAAGUGCCAAGCUUCCGGCCCAAUCUGCCAAGGUGGUCAGUAGUAGCAUCUACGACUUUCCCGACUCUGAUGAGGAGAUGAGUUCGACGGCGGGUGGGGCGAGCCUGGAGGUGACUCGGACCAAGGAAACCAAAGCACCAUUGCGGAAGAACUCGGUUGCCGCCAAGCUCUUAUCGUCAUCCUCAAAGGCGGCUCGCUCCAAGCUUCAAGCAGAAGACACGUCUGACACUAUGGACGAGUCUGUGGUUAGGAGACGUCCUGGCGUCAAGAGCAGACAGGUUCCAGUUGCCUCUAGCAAUACACCCAAGCUGAGGGGUAUUUUGACGCCCUCAAAGAGGGGCGAGAAGCGUGCACCCAAAAGUGUGGCCUUUGAUGGUGAGGUGAAAGAGAACCGUGGUCGGACUGAAGAGGUUCACUUUGACGAUCUGCCUGGGAAGUCGAUACAGAGUGCGUCUCAAACCAAUGGGCGCGGGGCAGCUAGUCUAGGUCAGAGCAUUAAAACAGGCAAUAAGCCGGAAGUCAAGGCUCAAGUAGUCGGGGCCAAGGAUGAUGCGGAUAAUGAUGAUGACACUGUCACAGACGAGGAAGUAUGCGUGAUCUGCUCCUUACCUCAUUCCGAGCCACCAAACGAGAUACUAUUUUGCGACAACUGCGACAAGGGAUACCAUCAGGACUGUUAUAAUGUUCCUGUUAUUCCCAAGGGCGAUUGGUUGUGUCGGGAUUGCUCUGAUGAAUCCUCAGGGACGACGACUACAACCCAAGCAACUCAGACAAACGGAUCAAAGGAAGCAAUAAGCAUUACCGCCAAAAGAUAUCCAGUUCCGGACAUAGCAAAUUUCGAGGAACAUAUAUGUGCUAUACAGCGUUUGUUACUUGACCGGUGUACGGGAAAGAGACAGAUAAAGCUUCGUGGGCAGGAGGAGGCGUAUGAUAAAGCGUUACGACUUGUGGAGCAGACUGUGGUGGCCGGAGAAGGCAAUUCCAUGCUCGUCAUUGGGGCGCGAGGAUGCGGAAAGACUGCGCUUAUUGAUAAUGUUAUUUCCGAGAUUGCCGCGGAGCACAAGGACGAUUUCCAUGUUGUGAGGCUGAAUGGUUUCAUCCACACGGAUGAUAAAAUUGCGCUCAAAGAAAUAUGGCGGCAGCUAGGGAAGGAGAUGGAGGUUGAGGAUGGGCUCAUCAACAAGACAAACAACUACGCCGACACGCUCGCUUCUCUUCUCGCCGUUCUGUCUCAUCCUUCGGAAAUCGCAGGAGCGGACUCGGGAGUGACGUCCAAAUCGGUUGUUUUUGUCAUGGAUGAGUUCGAUCUUUUCGCAACUCACGCCAGGCAGACGCUGCUAUACAACCUUUUCGAUAUCGCACAAGCUCGCAAGGCACCCAUCGCCGUCAUUGGACUCACAAGCAAGGUAGACGUGGUGGAGACUCUGGAAAAGCGCGUCAAAAGCAGAUUCAGCCACCGCUAUGUUUACUUGUCGCUGCCCAAGACGCUCGGUGCUUAUUGGGAUAUCUGCAAGCAGGGACUCUUGGUUGAGCCUGAUGAAGUGAUGCUUGCAGGGCUGAGCGGUCCUUCAGCUGGUCGCAAAGCUUUCAACGAUUGGUGGAACAAGCAAAUAGAGACGCUCCGUGAGGAACCGGGUUUCCGCGACCAUCUCGAAUUUCACUACUACAGCAGCAAGUCGGUUACGGCAUUCUACAAUUCAUGCAUAAUUCCAUUGUCACAGAUUUCGGCUUCGCAGCCUUGGUUGACGAUGCCUUCAGCAGCCGAGGCUGGACUGGCCCUCGAGGCACCAGAGUCUAAACUCGUCCUCCUUGAGUCGCUUUCUGACCUGGAUCUGGCACUCCUGAUCGCGGCUGCACGGCUGGACAUCGUGGCGCAUACCGACACGGUCAACUUCGCCAUGGCGUACGAUGAGUACACAUCCCUCAUGGGACGGCAGCGUGUAAUGUCCGCGACGUCUGGAGUGCUGGCGCUCGGCGGAGGGGCAAGGACUUGGGGUAGAGGCGUGGCCGGCACGGCAUGGGAGCAUCUCAUCUCGGUGGGGCUUUUGACGCCGGCCUCGGGGGCCGGCAGAGCAAGUACGGGAAACAUGGGUCUCGAGGCCAAGAUGUGGAAGGUUGAUGUGGCGCUCGAGGAGAUACCGAUCGCUCUCAAGCCCAGCAGUAUCCUCGCCAGGUGGUGCAGGGAAAUAUGAAAUGGAUUUUAAUCGUUGGGCUAAUCGAAUUUUCAUGCUGGCUUGAAGAUAAAUUCGCUAGGGUCAUGCAUGCGGUCAGAAGCUUGGCUCGCAAGACCCUGCCCUAAGACCAGGCCUGCCCUACGAAGGAAUCGGGGCGAGGGAGCUUGACCUUUUUUUUUUUUUUUGCCCUCCCAAAAAAAAACCCCUCUUUUUAGGAGAAGCCGGCACCCUCACUGCCUGUGUGUGUGUACAUGUCGUGUCAUCAUCAAUCAACAAGGGCGAAGCAAGAUUGCCCGUUUUGGUGCGGAGUGGCCGGCAGGGAGCUGGAGAGGAAACACUUGUGCGGUGUCACACCUGUGCUGCGCUUAGCUACAGCUCAAACCGCAAAGUUAGCCAAUCACGACUAGCUUACAGGUCGCAAGUCGCCAAAUCAAAAGCCAAGGGUUGUACGUAGGUGGACAGCCGCAG